AUGCCCCAGAACAGCUUGCUGUCGCGCCGGUCUUCUGAGUUGCACAGGGCACCCAGAGGCAGCCAGGUAGGCGGAGAACUGCCUACAGUAGUAGACUAAUCGCUGUACGUAUUCAAUCAACUUCCGGCAAACGGGCAAGAGGAAAUUGCUUCGUUUGUUGUUCGAGUCCUACCCGAAGAUUCAAGAAGGAAAGCGGAAGUGAAUAAUAUGUGCACCCAUCCGCAAACGAAACUACGUAGUCUCGGGUUUGGGUGGGGGUAGCUAGGGGGGCUGGGGGUUGGCUGUGGGCGUGGGGUUUAGGAGGCAGUGCGGACAUGCGCGGGGGGAUACUGUAUUAUAGUGAUAUGGGUUGAUAAAGUUCUGCUGGAUUUAGUUGUUCUAUUCUUUCUUGGAGUCUCCCCGUGGUCCCCCUCGUUCGUUCGUCAUUCCGACAUCAGUUCGCAACACCUCCCACCUACCCGACCUAUCUACAGCGUCGCAAAAAACUUGGCUACUGCAGUUAGUCCUUGGGGGACUGUACAGUAAAGCACAUUCUGCACGGGUGGGCAAACAAUUGCGCGGUGGUGUUGUUGCUCUUCUUGUACACUGGU
This is a messenger RNA of Ectocarpus sp. CCAP 1310/34, 590 nucleotides long. The record is from the annotation of a GenBank genome assembly. NCBI's taxonomy places the organism in Eukaryota, Phaeophyceae, Ectocarpales, Ectocarpaceae.